Paramecium sonneborni is the source of this 1812-nucleotide messenger RNA. NCBI's taxonomy places the organism in Eukaryota, Ciliophora, Oligohymenophorea, Peniculida, Parameciidae. The record is from the annotation of a GenBank genome assembly.
CAAAUUAUUCCUAAUCAGAAAUAACUUAAAUUAUUAUUUAAAUGCUUUAAGAGGAGAAGCAGAAAAAAACUUAAAAAUCGAGAGAUAAAUAAAAGAAGCUUUUGAUCAAGAAGAUUAUGAUUUGGGCAAGAUAAGGAUUUAAUGUAAGAAAUUUGGGAUUUCAUCCAUUUCUUUUAUGCUCGUCAAUCAAACCAGGAUCUGAAAAACGCUAUAAAACUUUAUAAAGUUAUCCUAAUGCUGAAUUAUGGAGAUGUCUGAGUAAGAUGAGUUAGAAAGAUUAUAUUAAAGAAAUUCAAUAAGAAAUUUGUGCAAAAUUAUAAAGGGCUGAUAAUUUUGAUUCUUCAUUAAUAAAAGAAUUUUAGAUUAGAGUUCUGAAUAACUUUGAUUUUGCAUUCUUGUAUAAAGAAUCUGAACAAAAAUUAAUUGAAUCAGAUGAAAAAUAAUAGGAACAUCAUGUUUAAAAUUUAAAUUCUUUGGAGCCAUAACAAAAAGAAGAAAGUGAAUCAAAGUCUCUAGCAAAAUAAAUUGAAUUAUGUAAUUCAUAACAAGGUUCUGUUGCAACAUUUGAAACUAGUCAUUACCAUAAACUUUGUUAAUUUCUAGAAAAAAUCAAAAAUAUAAUAGAUUAAUCUUCUUAAGAAUUACGUCAAUUUUAUAAUGGUUUAGAAAUAUUUCUAGAAUCAUAAUAAUUAAUUGACCAAAAAAAAAUAAUGAAAGCAAAUGACUUUCACGAUUUUUAAUUUGAAGAAUAAAAAAUUUAAGAAAAUUAAUUAAUUUAAUAAUAAUAAUACUAAUAAUAAUAAUAAUAAUAAUAAUAAUAAUAAUAAUAAUAAUAAUAAUAAUAAUAAUAAUAAUAAUAAUAAUAAUAAUAAUAAUAAUAAUAAUAAUAAUAAUAAUAAUAAUAAUAAUAAUAAUAAUAAUAAUAAUAAUAAUAAUAAUAAUAAUAAUAAUAAUAAUAAUAAUAAUAAUAAUAAUAAUAAUAAUAAUAAUAAUAAUAAUAAUAAUAAUAAUAAUAAUAAUAAUAAUAAUAAUAAUAAUAAUAAUAAUAAUAAUAAUAAUAAUAAUAAUAAUAAUAAUAAUAAUAAUAAUAAUAAUAAUAAUAAUAAUAAUAAUAAUAAUAAUAAUAAUAAUAAUAAUAAUAAUAAUAAUAAUAAUAAUAAUAAUAAUAAUAAUAAUAAUAAUAAUAAUAAUAAUAAUAAUAAUAAUAAUAAUAAUAAUAAUAAUAAUAAUAAUAAUAAUAAUAAUAAUAAUAAUAAUAAUAAUAAUAAUAAUAAUAAUAAUAAUAAUAAUAAUAAUAAUAAUAAUAAUAAUAAUAAUAAUAAUAAUAAUAAUAAUAAUAAUAAUAAUAAUAAUAAUAAUAAUAAUAAUAAUAAUAAUAAUAAUAAUAAUACUAAUAAUAAUUAACUAAGGAAUAUUUGUAAUAGAUUUAAGAUAAUUAAUAAAAUAAAUAGCAGUAAUAAUAAUAGUAAUAAUAAUAAAAGUAGCAGAUUAUGCCAGAAUUUAAAUCUUUAGAAUAAUUAAUAAAUGAAAUAAAGCUAAAUUCAUUAAAAUAAUAACCUGGACUAGCUCUUUUUCUACCUAAUUAUAAUAAAAUGGAAUCAUAAGAAGCAGAAAGAGUUCGGGAAAUUGAAUUAAGCUUUUUUAAAGAGUUAUAUUACCUCAAAAUUUCGGAUCCAGAACGAUAUAAUCCUAAAGACAUACUUAUAUUAUGGAGAACUUUAUUUGAACCAAAAUGUAAGAAAAUUACUCAUCCAUCAGAACUGUAUUACUCAAAUAUAUAGAGAUAAAAACAGUGAAUUUGUAUAUAGUUAC